AUGCCACAAAACAGCGAAAAGUUCACAAUUUCACAGCAGUUUUCGCCCGAGACAACACAACCACAUGAUUUGCACCUCACACCGAGUCAGACCCGAUCAGCUGUUCAACAACCCAAUGAUGUCGCAGCACACACCCAGGUCGAAAAUGAACCCACUCAGCUGAACGUUUUUUACCAAAAUGUGCGAGGCUUACGAACCAAAAUAGACGACUUCUUCACUGCUCUUCACACCGACUUCCAUGACGUCAUCGUUCUCACGGAGACGUGGCUUAACGAAGAAAUCAACUCACUGCAGCUCUUCGGACAACAUUACUCCGUAUAUCGUAAAGAUAGAGACCCGCUAACGAGUGGUAAAAAAUCUGGCGGUGGUGUGCUUAUAGCCAUUGCCAAUAGAUUAAGCUCGGAAUCUAUUCCUCUGACACAUAAUGAUCUGGAGCAUAUUUGUGUAAAAAUAGCUUUUUCACAACACUCCCUUUACAUCGGUGCCGUCUAUCUCAGCCCUGAUAUAUCGACUUCCGAAUCUGUUAUUGGCAGAAAUCUAGAUGCUUUCAGUGCUAUAAUUGAACAAAUGCAAUGUCAUGAUGAGCUUAUAAUCUUUGGAGACUAUAACCAACCCCAACUGAAUUGGAAAAGGCAUGACGACGGAUCUUGCUACCCUGACCCGACAACUUCUAAGUUUUCAUCGUCGAGUACUGUUUUGAUUGAUCGAAUGUCCACUCUCAACCUCGUUCAAAUUAACAGCGUUUCAAACGAAAACAAACGCACAUUGGACCUCGUUCUCGUUGAUCGCCACAAAGUCAAAAACUUUAUAACCACAACCGCAGCCGAAGGACUAGUCCCAAUCGACAAACACCACCCACCCUUGGUGACGUCCGUUGAGAUUAGAUGCUUUCAAUCUUUCUGUGAACCGAUAGAAGCACCGUCACUGAAUUUCAGGAAAGCCAACUUCACGUUACUCAACGAGUUACUGCGUUCAGUCGAUUGGUCAGAUCUCGCUGAGGCGGGAUCUAUAGACGAUGCAGUAGCACAUUUUUCGUCCACUGUUAACAGCUUUCUUCAGCAAACCGUACCUCUGAAGAGUCCUGUGCCAAAACCGCCAUGGUCAAAUCCUCAGUUACGACGCCUUAAACGUAUGAGAGCAUCUGCCUUGAAAUCCUGGAGCUAUCACCGGAAUCCAACACUUAAGUCAGCUUUCACAUCCGCCAGCAAUGCUUACCGACGUUACAACCGUGCACUAUACACUCGCUACUUAAACCAGACUCAAAUGAAUCUGAAGCAAAAUCCUCGUAGGUUUUGGUCAUUUAUCAACGACAAACGGAAGGAAAAAGGACUCCCCUUGAAAAUGUUUCUCGAGAACGAAGUUUGUGACUCGAUCACAGGACAAUGUGAGUUGUUUGCGAAACACUUUGCAAGUGUUUUCACGACGGAAAAUAUUGAGCCAGCCGAAAUCACCCGAGCCUUAUCGCACGUUGUGGAAGACGCGAUGAAUGUAAAUGUACCAAUCUACCAACAGAAAUCAAACACGCCAUCAAUAAGCUCAAACCAUCAGCUUCACCGGGUCCUGAUGGAAUUGCCCCGAUUGUUUUCGUAA
This is a messenger RNA of Uranotaenia lowii, 1590 nucleotides long. RefSeq lists its product as uncharacterized. Lineage: Eukaryota; Metazoa; Arthropoda; Insecta; Diptera; Culicidae. The record is from RefSeq and is a predicted model, not a curated record. Gene Ontology annotation, molecular function: catalytic activity. The transcript is spliced from 2 exons. Bases 1 to 1590 code for a protein of 529 amino acids.